AUGUCUCCGGUGGCCGAUGUUACUGAGCCGACCAUGCACGAAGACUCUCAAGAAACGGAGGAUGCAAACAAGUAUCUUAAGUUCUCGAGUGUGAUCUUGAUCUCAAUAGUACUAUGCUUGGCGACACUAUGCGUAGCAGUGGACAAUACGAUAAUUUCGACCGCCGUCCCUCGGAUUACCUCUGACUUCCACAGCAUCGACGAUGUGGGUUGGUAUGCAGCAAUCUACCCAUUGACAUCUUGUGCAUUCCAACCUUCCUACGGCAAGAUCUAUACGCUUUUCUCCAGCAAACCCGUUUUCCUGGCAGCGCUGCUGAUCUUCGAGAUUGGAAGCGUUGUAUGUGCCACUGCGCCAAGCUCCAACGUUUUCAUCCUUGGACGGGCAUUAGCAGGUCUGGGUUCUGCGGGGAUACAAGCAGGCACGACACUUAUUCUCGCCGAGUGUGUGCCGCUACACCGGCGACCGACUUGGAACAGUAUCAUUGGUAGCAUGUUUGCAGUUGGGAGUGUAGCUGGACCGUUAUUGGGAGGAGCAUUUUCAGAUUCAACUACAUGGCGUUGGUGUUUUUACAUCAAUCUCCCAAUCGGGGGUGCCGUCAUGAUCUUCAUCGCCUUAUUCUACGACGGGACGCGCAGCGGCAAAAGAGGACUCGAGUCGAUCGGAUUUCGCAACCAUAUUGCGCGAUUUGACUUGUCUGGCACUGUAAUCUUUGUGUCCGCGACGAUUUGUCUUCUCUUAGCACUCUCAUGGGGUGGAACCACGUAUGCAUGGGACAAUGCCCGUAUCAUAGCCCUGCUAACGAUCUCCGGUGUCUUGUUCUGUUCCUUUGUGGGCGUCGAGUACUGGACGAAAGAUAAUGCCAUUGUGCCUUUACGUUUACUGCGCAGGCGAAGCAUAAAUGCAGCGAUCUGGUUUGGCCUUUGUCUUGGUGGCGUGUUCUUUGUCAACGUUUUCUACAUACCACUAUGGUUCCAAAUCGUUGACGGUGUCUCCGCCGUCGAAUCCGCAAUCCUCUUCAUCCCAUUCAUGCUCAGCGUCGUCGGCGGAUUCAUGUUCGCAGGCUUUGGAACCGCCGCGACAGGAUACUACACACCUUUCGUCUACGCAGGCUCAAUCUUCAUGUCAAUCGGUACUGGUCUUCUCAUGACCGUCAAACCUCAACAAACCUCGCGAGCCAAAUGGGUCGGAUUUCAGAUCCUAUGCGGAGCUGGAAUCGGCCUGGGAGAAGAACAAGGGUUAUAUAUGGUGCAGGCGACACUACCCGAAGAUGAUGUAGCAACUGGAAUUGGUCUCAUCUUGUUCGCGCAGACGUUUGGUGGAGCACUCUUCGUGUCGAUUGCGCAGGCGGUUUUCCUGCAAAAUAUCAGCAAGGCAUUGAAAACACUGGCACCAACUGUGGACCCUAAGUCUAUCCUGGACGGCGUAUCGACGGGCUCUUCGAAUGCCCAGACGUCACCAGAGUUGCGAGCAGUCUAUGGCGUGGCGAUCAAAGAUGCUCUCCGUGUCGGGCUCAUACUCGCAACAGUCUCGAGUCUAGGCGCCGUUUUAUACGAUUGGAAGAGCCUGAAGACUAAGCGCGACGAUGGGAAUGGGGAACGCAGCAGUGACAAUGAGCUGAAUCAUGGAGUGGAAGUUGAAGCAGAGGAUAAAAUGUAA
Molecule: messenger RNA, 1656 nt
Organism: Penicillium daleae
Lineage: Eukaryota; Fungi; Ascomycota; Eurotiomycetes; Eurotiales; Aspergillaceae
Product: MDR family MFS transporter
Exons: 5
Coding region: 1-1656 (551 amino acids)
Biological process (GO): transmembrane transport
Molecular function (GO): transmembrane transporter activity
Source: RefSeq, a predicted model, not a curated record